Molecule: messenger RNA, 784 nt
Organism: Drosophila suzukii
Lineage: Eukaryota; Metazoa; Arthropoda; Insecta; Diptera; Drosophilidae
Product: mpv17-like protein
Biological process (GO): cellular response to reactive oxygen species
Cellular component (GO): cytoplasm; membrane; mitochondrion
Source: RefSeq, a predicted model, not a curated record
CAGUAAAGCUCCGUCACCGUUGGCGGCUGGCCGCUUCCAAAACAUUUUUAUAAAUAAGUUUUUAUAAUAAAAAGAAUUAAUCGAAUUUAAGUAAAUCAAGAAAAAUAAUGGCUCGAUUAGUUUCUGGAGUCCGUUCUUUAUUCCGUCGAUAUCCAAUCGUGACCAAUAGCGCCAUCUAUGGGAGUCUGUAUGUGGGCGCCGAAUAUUCCCAGCAAUUCGUAUCCAAACGCUGGCUGGCCCCUGCGGCCGAGCGCGAGGAUAUCGAUUAUGCAACAAUAGGAAGAUAUGCUGUGAUGGGCACCGCAGUAUAUGCCCCAACACUUUACUUUUGGUACAAAUGGCUAGAUCGCGUUUUUCCCGGCACUACAAAAAUCGUAAUAGUUAAAAAAUUGGUACUGGAUCAGUUUGUUCUAACGCCUUAUCUACUGAGUGUGUUUUAUGCAGGCAUGUCCUUGAUGGAGGGCUCUGAGGAUACUUUCCUGGAACUGCGCGAGAAGUUCGUGCCGACUUUUAUGCGUUCCUGUAUUUUCUGGUUGCCCGCCCAGGUUUUGAACUUUUCCCUGGUGGCGCCCCGAUUCCGUGUAAUCUAUAUGGGUGUUUGCGGUCUGAUUUGGGUGAAUAUUCUCUGCUGGACCAAGAGGCAGAGUCUUCCAGUGCAGCUUCCAUAAGGAAUUCCGAAACAUGAGAUUUGAACAUACCGAAUACUAUCGCGUAUAUACUAUAUACUUGUUAUAUAGUCUUAGAUAGAUUUUGACAAAUAAAGGCAGUAUGAAAAGUACAACUA